This is a messenger RNA of Caenorhabditis elegans, 1086 nucleotides long. It is a transcript of the gene fbxa-137, whose product is annotated as DUF38 domain-containing protein. The coding region runs from base 11 to 1072 and encodes 353 amino acids. The record is from RefSeq and is marked reviewed. The transcript is spliced from 4 exons. NCBI's taxonomy places the organism in Eukaryota, Metazoa, Nematoda, Chromadorea, Rhabditida, Rhabditidae.
UGUUGUUGCAAUGCAAGUGGACACACUGAAUUGGUCUGCAUUACCACUAGGGUUUAAGCAGAAAGUUGUAAAUAUAUUGGAUUUUGAAACGAGAAAUUCACUGCUCCGCUGCUCCAAGACAGACCAUCAAAUAGUGGGAAAAUGCCCCGUCGCAUAUCAACAGUUGGAAAUAUCCACAAACCACAAGUUUUUAACUUCCCAGCACAAGAACACCAAAUUCGCAUUCAAAAUCAAAGCUUUAAGUUUUCAAAACAAGUUUUUUUGGCAAACGAGGUAUCUAGAAAAGCAAGAUGCAGUUGACCAUUUCAUGAUAUUAUUCAAAAAUCGAAAUUCGUUUGUGCAAUCCGUGAGAAUCAAGAACGGGCGAGAUAUCGAGAGCUUUCUAUAUCAUUUGUUGCUCAGAAUGCGGAAGGAGCAAGAGGAAAAUAAUUGUAGAGUGAAAAUCAAAGCUCGAGAAAUCGAAUGGGAAGGUGGAUUUCGGACGGAAUAUGUGUACUUAUUGGAGCUGCUCAGCUAUUUUGAUACUUCUGUGUUGCGGAUUAUAAAAAUCAAGAGUUAUUACAUGCUAAGAGACGCAGUAGACCGACUGAUAGCCACUAAGCAAUUCAGGAAUGCCAAAGAAGUUCACAUUUGCCCAAUGAUGCGUAUUCCGAUUGAGCCAUUUCUUCAUCUGGACUCUUUUGAAAUUUCUAUGACGUCUGUGAAGUCUGAUGAUGUAGUCACAUUAAUGAAGAAAUUUCAACAAAAGCUUACUCCCAACAACUGCCACUUUAGACUUACAAAUGAAGAAAAACUUGAAGACGACUUCCUUAACGAUGUAUUCCAAAAACUUGGCAUAGCGGGCGAUGGACCUGAGAGAGAAUCUAUAAGCACCGACGAAAAGAAUCAUAUCUCUAAGUUUCCGACCGUCGAAGAAAAAUCUUGGCUGUUGGUCAAAUUUGAGGAGUACUCAGUAUUCGGUGUAAUUGUUUCCAGCGAUUUUCUGGCAAGUCUUAAAUACGACGUUCUCAUUUUCAUGACUCUUCGGGAGCUAGGAUUCGAUUGCAAUUGUCCUCUUUUAUCUCUUGAAUAAAUGGUUUAUUUAUU